UGAUCAUGCUGUUCAAGGGAUUUGGCCUUGGGCUCUUCAUAGUCGUGGCUGCUGUCACGAUCCUGGGCACCUUUGGUCAGACCUAUGAGGACUUCUUGACCAAGCACUAUGAUAAUCCCAAAAGCAAUGUUGGAGAUCAAUACUGUAAUAAAAUGAUGCAAAAACGUGGAAUGACCAAGCCCAAAUGUAAGGAGGUGAACAGCUUCAUCCAUACCACAAAGAACAACAUCAUUGAUGUGUGCGGGACUGGUGGAGUAGCUAUUGAUGACAGAUUGCGACGUAGCAACAAGCAGUUCCAGGUCACCACCUGCAAGAUGAAAGGAUCAUCCACCAAACCUCCUUGUGAUUACAGGGAAAACACUUCACUCAGAUAUAUUGUCAUUGCUUGUGAGAACGGAUUGCCUGUGCAUUAUGAGGAAGGUCAGAUUUAA
Protobothrops mucrosquamatus (brown spotted pit viper) is the source of this 431-nucleotide messenger RNA. Its product is annotated as ribonuclease-like. NCBI's taxonomy places the organism in Eukaryota, Metazoa, Chordata, Lepidosauria, Squamata, Viperidae. Bases 6 to 431 code for a protein of 141 amino acids. Gene Ontology annotation, molecular function: nucleic acid binding. The record is from RefSeq and is a predicted model, not a curated record. The transcript has a single exon.